UGGGGAACUUCCAAGAAAUGCUCGUUUAUUUGAUUUUGGAGCGGGCCAAGGUCACUAUAUUGCAUUUUCUAUGCAAAUUAAUAACGGAAAUUGGCACUUUAAAAGUACUGUUGGCGGGGAAUUUGCUGAAACUGGAAUACAGGGCAAAGGAUCAUUAGAUUGUGUAAAUAAAUGGAUUCAUUUGGCUGUUACACAACUAGGAGAGAAUGUGACUCUUUACUUAAAUGGUACAGUUGCUGGACAAACCAACAAUCCAAUGCCGCCUUUCCGCAUUGGAAACACAACAAAUAAUUGGCUUGGACGUUCUCAAUUUUAUAUUCCUUUUCAUUACCCUUAUUUUAGAGGAUUAAUUGAUGGAUUUAAAAUAUAUGAAGGAGCUCUUAACCAAAAACAAAUAAACGAUUUAAUGUAA
Messenger RNA from Meloidogyne enterolobii, 412 nucleotides. The record is from the annotation of a GenBank genome assembly. NCBI's taxonomy places the organism in Eukaryota, Metazoa, Nematoda, Chromadorea, Rhabditida, Meloidogynidae.